Cantharellus anzutake is the source of this 750-nucleotide messenger RNA. RefSeq lists its product as uncharacterized. The transcript has 4 exons. The coding region runs from base 1 to 750 and encodes 249 amino acids. Lineage: Eukaryota; Fungi; Basidiomycota; Agaricomycetes; Cantharellales; Hydnaceae. The record is from RefSeq and is a predicted model, not a curated record.
AUGACACCUCUUCCUGACAACAAUGAUCUUCGCCGGUGUAUCACUGGUUUAUACCUUGGCGACGACAACAUUGCAUCACAAGUUGGCUGGAUUUACGCAAAAGCUCGACGUUGCCAUGUCCUCUGCCUUCAUGGCACCAAUAAGGCCGACCUGAACCCCACUCCCGUCGUCCUCCAUGGCAUCUUUGCCUUUUCACGACAACCAUUCAAGCUGCUUCCGGAUGGUGGGUUUCGCGAGUCUAACAUGCCGGAGUACUUCAAUUUCGGUGUAUCACUGCAAGAAGCGAUGGCAAGGACAAAUGCGUGGGCACGGCUCGAGAGGAUUCAAGACAAUGAGCUGCUCGGAUUCAGCGAUUUCCCACAGUACAUCAAGAAUCUCAAAAGUUUUGAGGGAUUGAUGCAUGUUGGUGAUGCGCCCACAUACUCUUUGGUUAGUGAUGAAGGCGCCAGUGGGCCCCAGGUUAAGGUCAUCCACAGAAUGUUCGAGUCUUGCUGGGAUACGAUUCGUUUGGCGACAACGCCUCAACAAUCAGAUAUUGAAGCGGAGGCAAAAACGCGAUAUAAGCUCACUCCUGGAGACCACCCUGUUGCUGUGAGAUUGGCCAAUGCUAAGUCCCCUGGAAACACUUCUAGCGUAACUGUCAUGAUCAUGCAUUCCGGCCUGUUAGCCGCCCAUCCCGAUGCUGCCCGAGCCCAUUCCCGCUAUGCGAGCGCGAGCGCGAGUCCCGACCUCAGCCCCUAUUCUCCAUGA